CAUUCACAUGCCCGCGCGUCUCCGCCGGUCUCACAUCAGCGUGUGUUUGUCAUCCUCUUCAGACCGGAGAAACUCUCCGCGCGCUGUGAACGAAGCUCUGAAUGAUGCGAAUGGGGCUCUGCGGGCUUUAAAAGGUGGCGGUCGAGGGUUCGACUCUCGUCAGCAUGAGCUCGGACUGCGCGGGGUAUCAAAACACGGACAACGUGUUUGUGAGCGGGUUCACGUGCCCGAAGCCGGACAGCGACGUGCGCGCGAUUUUCUGCUGCGGGUUCAAUGAUGUCAAAUACUGCUGUGACGAUCCCAACAGCUUCUUUCCCUAUGAUUAUGGAUACAUGUGGUGGCUCAGCUUGGGAGCUCUUGUGGGGUUAUCUAUAGCGGCUGUGGUGCUUUUGGCCUUCAUCAUCACUCUCUGCGUGCUCUGCUACCUGUUCAUCGCCACUAAACCGCGAGGCUUGGACAACGGGCUGCCACUACGAGCACCAGGGUCUGGAUCUGGUCCUCAGGAGGGUCCGAGUCAGCCCAGCACGUCUACAGGACCGCAUGGUUUCCGCAAGCAUUUCCUAAGAGGAAAACUAGACUGUGACAAUCAGCCUCCGGAUCCGGACCGACUGUUUCAGCGCUGCUUCAUGGCCACAGUGACCACCGUUAACGUGGAGGGCCCGUCAUGAAGACCUGCAGACGGCUGAUAAAUCAACAGCUUUAUACGCGGUGUGACUUGGAUAACAUUUUGGAUGCUGUAGCACAAACUGAAUGAAAUCGAAUUGCCUCAAUGGCAUGGUUUACACCUGGUUUCUUUAUGCAUUGUUUCUGAUCGGAUUCUGAUUUGUGAAAACGUUCUGUUUUACACUUAAAGUUGUAGUCGGAAAUAUUAACCCCCCUUUAGUUUUUUUUUUAUAUUUCCUAAAUGAUGUU
Messenger RNA from Danio rerio (zebrafish), 912 nucleotides. The record is from RefSeq and is a predicted model, not a curated record. Lineage: Eukaryota; Metazoa; Chordata; Actinopteri; Cypriniformes; Danionidae.